AUGCGCCUUACUUCCACAAGCUCGAUGCUUCUCGCCUCCGUCGCAAUCUCUUCCGCCGCUGCUAUGCCGCUUUCGCCCAUUGUUGUGCCGACGCAGGACGUCGCCGCACUCCUCGGGCUUACCUCUGCGUCCUCCACUCCAUCAUUCGCAUCCUCCGCAAGUGUCCCCACCCGAGGACCCGCGCUGCACAGGAAGAAGCGCGACGACGCCGGAUUCACGCUUGACGACCCUGACACCAGCUCUGUCCUAGGUGCACAAAUGGGUCUCCCGGCCUUCAUAGAAGGCACAGAACUUGAGCCCGCUGCCGCGAUCCCGAUCAAUAGCUGGAUGAGGGCCCACUCCACCACGUUCACCACCCAGUCGACUGCCGCCGCCGUAAGCACGGCCUCUAGCACGAACCCACUAUUUCCUACUCCCGAUCCUGCCUCCGCGGCAGCUACGGUGGUGACGACCCCAUUGCCCACCAACACACCCGAUACAUCCAUACCGCAGGUCACGCCUUCCGCAUCGGCGUCCGCUUCGACCGACAGGGAAGGUAACGACGACUCACCAUCCCCGCAAGGUGGCGGGGGCGACACUGGCGACGACGACGACGAAACCGAAGAACCAGAUGUCGGCGGGCUCAUCGACGACCUCAACGUUUUACUCCCUCCCAAUCCGACCACCGCCAUCCCGUUCGCAGCGACCACACCUCCCUCUGAGUUGAUUGGUGCAACGCCGACGGUCGCCUCCCAAAAGAUUGCUCUCGAGGAUAUGGUCGACGAAGCGCUCGCGAUGCUCGAGGGCAUACCUGACGAAUUGAUAUCCACACGGGCCUUGCCCACCUCGCAUCCCAUCAAGUCGGCGGUCGCGGUCACCUCCGAGCUGUACGGCGUGCCGACCGACACUUCCGAGGCGAACCCGGAGUACACCGCCAACGAACUCGUGGUGGACAUGGCCGACAUACCUCAUCUCACCUACACGGUUCUGCCCACACAUUCGGUGGCUGCAGCGGAGAGCUGA
Molecule: messenger RNA, 1002 nt
Organism: Punctularia strigosozonata HHB-11173 SS5
Lineage: Eukaryota; Fungi; Basidiomycota; Agaricomycetes; Corticiales; Punctulariaceae
Exons: 2
Coding region: 1-1002 (333 amino acids)
Source: RefSeq, a predicted model, not a curated record